This is a messenger RNA of Brassica oleracea var. oleracea, 3468 nucleotides long. RefSeq names its product FIP1[V]-like protein. The coding region runs from base 15 to 2891 and encodes 958 amino acids. The transcript is spliced from 8 exons. Gene Ontology annotation, biological process: mRNA processing. The record is from RefSeq and is a predicted model, not a curated record. NCBI's taxonomy places the organism in Eukaryota, Viridiplantae, Streptophyta, Magnoliopsida, Brassicales, Brassicaceae.
UCUUCGCCAGUCCAAUGGACGAAGACGAUGAGUUCGGGGAUCUCUACUCCGACGUUCUCCCGCCCUUCCAACCUCCUCCCCCGCCUCCUCUCCGUUCAAUCGACCUCAACCUCCGAUCACACGAACAAGAUGCGUCGGAACCUAAUUCACCUUCCGUCGCUAGGGUUUACGACACCACCGCCUCCAAACCAUCCACCACUCCCUCUCACGACGCAAUUGGCGACGACAAGGACAUGAACUUCGAGCCCUAUGCCGCCGAUUCCACCCCUGCGAUUCCUGGUUUGGGUACAGAUCGAGAAGGUAGGGCGAUCAUUGAGCAGGUUGGCGAUGGAGGCUGCGGAGGACGAGGAGAAGGAGAUGAUUGGGAUAGCGACAGCGAAGACGAUCUGCAGAUAGUGUUGAACGACGACGUCAUGAUGGGAGCUGAUAGAAGAACAAGGCUGGGAGACAACGAAGAUGAUGAUGAAGAGCCGCUUGUUAUAGUGGAUAAAAAUCAACCUAUGGAGGAGCAGCAGCUCUGGGGAGAAGAAGAAGCGGUGGAUAGAGAUGGCAAAGAAGGAGGAGAAGCUCUGAAGGGGAGUGCUGCUGGGUAUCAUCCGUUUCAUUCUCAGUUUAAGUAUGUAAGACCCGGGGCAGCCCCUAUUCCUGGAAGUGUAGCAUCUGCUGCAGGUCAGGUUCGUCCUCCCGCCAACCUUGGUCCUAUGGCUGGUCGUGGCAGAGGAGAUUGGCGUCCAAUGGGAAUGAGGAAUGCUUCUGCUGCUCAGAAAGGCUAUCACCAGACUUGGGGUGGUAAUGCAGCUGGGCGGGGACUGGACUUUACUCUUCCUUCUCACAAGACUAUAUUUGAGUUCGACAUAGACGCUUUCGAGGAAAAGCCCUGGAGAUAUCAAGGAGUUGAUAUCACAGACUACUUCAACUUUGGACUGAAUGAGGAGACCUGGAAAGACUAUUGCAAACAGCUGGAUCAACACCGUAUAGAGACUACUAUGAAAAGCAGAAUACGUGUUUAUGAAAGUGGCAGAACAGAUCAGGGUUAUGAUCCAUAUCUGCCCCCAGAGUUAGCUGCAGCAACAGGAGCGCAAGUUGUUCCUGUUGAUUCCUCAAAUUUAGUGAAGCUUGACACUGCUCAAGGUGACUCAGCUAAUAUUCGACCUCCACUGCCCCCUGGAAGACCAAUACCUGUGGAGACUGGUUCUGUUGAGCGUCCAUCAUCCAUUGAUACACGUGCUCCUCGAAUGCGUGACCUAGAAGCUAUCAUUGAGAUUGUAUGUGAGGAUUCGCAUGAGGAUGAGCCCUCGGGUGAAAACGGCGCAGAACAAGCUGAUAGUGGCCAGAGUUUUCGUUCAUCAUCUCCUGUUGGAGACAGAGGCACAAGGUCAUCAAGUGUUGAUCGUGAAGAUGUGGGAGGUGAAGCUGGCAAAGAUUCUGAAAUAGAGGAGGAGCAUAAAAUGAGUUCUGCAGUCCCUCGGUCAGCAGUUGAAGAAGAUGAUGGAGGGGGAUCAAAGACAGAGAGAAGUAGUGAAAGCAGUAAAGCAAGAUGUGGAAGUCACAGAGAUCAUCAGCAACUGAAGGAUAGCGCGGAAGAGGAAGUUAUUCAAGAUAGGAACCAUUGUACUCGACCAGCUAGCAAUAAGAAACAUCACGUUAACAAUGCACAGCAUCAGAGCAGAAAGUAUCAAGACAUAGGGAAAGAAAUGGAAAGAACUCGAGCGGGGAGCAAAGGUGAAAGUGGAGAGGAUUUUGAUAAAAGGAAAGAGCGAGAUGUUGAUGGGGGAGUCUGGCGCAGGAGAGAGGAUGACACAUUCAGUAGAAGAGGUGGGGAUGAAGGGUCUAGAAAAAGGGACCGUGGAGAUGAUCAUGUUCCUUCGAGAAAUCAUGUGGAUGAUGGUGGUUUGAGAAAUAAUUAUGAACUGGAUGAUCACAUCAGCAAGAGGAGGAAGGUUGAAGAGUAUGUGAGAAGAACUCGCUCUGAGAAGAAUAAAAUAUCAUUUGGUCAAAGAGAAGAAUCAAUCAGCCGCCUGAAACGAGAACGUGGUGAUAGGUUGGACUAUCAAAAGAGAGACGUCCAACAUAAAAUCAGAGAUGAUAUAUACGACCACGCUUCUCUAAGGCACAGAGAUGAUUUCUAUAUGCAGAGAGAUGGUAAUGAGAGGUUGAGAGAGCGUGGGGAUUUGGAUAAACUAAAACUAACUCACGAGGAUGGUUUAUCAGCACCGGGAAGAGAGAGGCAGGUGGCUGCAAGGGGUCAUAGAGGUUCAGAAGACCGAUCAUCUUCAAGGAUGAAGGAUGAGUAUAAAGAGCAUCUCACCAAGGAUACAACAAGGCAGACUAAACAGACGAAGAAAAGGGAAUACCCUGGUGAAGAAAGUUCUUCCUAUCACAGAGGACACGGAGACGACAUUGUAAGCAAUGAGAAAAAAACAAGGCUGGAGAGGACAAGUGCUAAAAGUGACAAGGUUGUGGAAUCUUUAGAUGGCCAGCGAUUGCAAGAUAGAAACCAUAAAGAUUCUAGACGAAAGAUUAAAGAACAAAGAGAAGACACAGAUUCUUUGAGGAACAAGCAAGGAGAACAAAAUGGCAGUUCCCAAGUGACUGGCUUAAAGAGAACCAACGAAGCAAGAAACUACAGGAGUGAGAUCCCACAGCAGCACAACGCCACCAAAAGACACAAGGAAAACGCUUCCUCUGGUGAUGAGCUACAAGAUUCAAAAAGAGGACGUACGAAAUUUGAGCGUUGGGGAAGCCACAAAGAGAGAGAUGAUGAUGUCACUGCCAAGGGAUCUUCAUCCACUUCUUCAAAAAUUCAAGAGAAGGAAAGUGGCCAUGACCUUGCGGAGACCAAAAGAUGGAAGCAAGAAGGGACAAGGAGACCGGCACUUGGACACGGUUGAGAAACUCAAGAAACGCAGUGAACGGUUCAAACUUCCAAUGCCCACGGAGAAAGCCAACAAAUCAGGAGUAAAGAAAAUGGAGUCUGAGACGCUUCCCUCUGAAAAAAUUGAAGGCCCUGCGGAUUCAGAGGUGAAAGCAGAGCGGCCAUCAAGGAAAAGAAGGUGGACAAGUAGCUGAGAGUCAUAAACUGAAGUGGAAAUAAAAAAGUUGAGGAACUGGCUCUAUUAGUUUGAUGCCCCAUGUAGCUGCUUAAACGUAUGUCAUGAGAUUCUCUCAUUCCACGGAGCAGUUGUGACGGUAUCCAGAUGGAGGAUCAAAGUUCAAUGACGAUUUGAUUAGGAGACUAGCAAGAAUGUGUUUGGGAGGAGCUAUGUUGCGUAAGAAUAGGCCAUAAGGGUGACUCUGAGAGAAUACUCUUGUACUAGUUGAUGUAGCAUUUUUCAAAUAUUAUUGGUCUUUUAGUUUUGUUCUCAUACAAAGUGCCUCAAGAGAGCAGGAAUAUUUUAAAAAUACUUAAUGGCAUUGUGUGUUAUAUAUGCUGUAUUAACUUUGUUACUCUGUUCUUGUAAACGACCU